Messenger RNA from Ahaetulla prasina, 2801 nucleotides. RefSeq names its product leucine carboxyl methyltransferase 2 (gene LCMT2). The record is from RefSeq and is a predicted model, not a curated record. Gene Ontology annotation, molecular function: tRNA methyltransferase activity; protein binding. The transcript has 13 exons. Gene Ontology annotation, biological process: wybutosine biosynthetic process; tRNA methylation. Lineage: Eukaryota; Metazoa; Chordata; Lepidosauria; Squamata; Colubridae. Bases 157 to 2256 code for a protein of 699 amino acids.
AGGAAAAAGAAGCGGGCCGUACUGGAAAGAGCGGAGAGGAAGGCGGGGACAGGAAGUCUGCCAUGCCGGAAGGUCGUUCGGACAGGAAGUGUACGGAGGACCGGAAGUCGGCCUGGGGAGCGGGCGAGAGGCCACCUCCGUCUGGCAGCAGAGCACAUGGGGGGGCAACGGCGGCGGGAGGGCAGCGGGGAGGCGCGGGUCCGCCCUUGUCGCCCCUCCCCGCGGGUGAGCGGCACCGGUGACAGCAGCGCCGCCAGCAAGAGGUCCGCCGCCGCCCUGGGCUACACCUCGGACCGCUUCGUGCUGCAGCUGCUGCCCCGGGGAGGCCCGCGCCGCGCCCCCGCCAUCCACCGGGGCUACUACAUCCGGGCCCGAGCGGUGGAGCGGAGCCUGCGCGCCUUCCUGAUGGGCACUCCGGGCCACCCGCGCAGGCAGGUGGUGUCUCUGGGCGCCGGCUGGGACUCGCUCUACUUCUGCCUGAAGGACGCGGGGCUGCUGGCGGGAAGCGGCGGGCGGUUCUUCGAGGUGGACCUCCCCGAGGUGGCCUCCCGCAAAGCGGCCCUGAUCUCCGGCUCGGCGGAGCUGCGCGGCUUGGCGGGAGGCGGCGUCCGCGAGGAUCUCGGAAGCGUCAAGUAUUCCGGGGAUGAUUAUCAGCUCCUGGGCGUGGAUCUCUCCCAACUGGCCCUGCUGGAGGGGGCCCUGCGUGGCGCUGGCCUGGAUCCCGCGACGCCCACCCUGAUCCUUGCGGAGGUGGUCCUGCCCUACAUGGAGGUCGAGAGGUCAGAUGCUCUGAUUCAGUGGGCAGCUGGGUACUUUCUGAGCGCCUGGUUCAUUCUGUAUGAGCAGAUUCAUCCCAGUGACCCUUUUGGCCGUAUCAUGCAAAAUCACUUCAGCCAUCUACAGUCUCCGCUCCGCUCCCUAACCACCUACCCAGACUGUGAGGCUCAACAAAUGCGCUUUCUCCAGAGGGGCUGGACGGAAUGCCACAUCAUGGAUAUGAACGAGUUCUAUAGGAGUUUUGUGCCUGGAGAAGAGCAGAAGAGGAUUCAAGCUCUGGAGCCCUUUGAUGAAUUUGAGGAAUGGCACCUGAAGUGCUCCCAUUAUUUCAUCCUGGCUGCAUCCAAGGGAGAAGCCGCCUUUGCACCUCCUCUAUUUUCCAGGAUGGAAGCCCCCCCGGCUCUCCACGCCCCUUGCUUUGCUGGGACCGUGGCCGCAUCCUUCGCUGUGGCAGGUGGGGCAGUGGCUGGCCUGAAGCGCUAUGGUCAUUGCUCAGUGCUCCUUACCCCGGACGUAAUUCUAACCACUGGUGGCUUUGGGGACCAUGGUGGGCGCCACUGCCGCCUGACUCAGCUGCAUAUUCUGGUCAAGCACCAGGACGGUUGGAGAAGCAACAAAGUCAGACUGGCUGAGCUAGAAAUGGCUUGGGACGGGCGGCUUUUCCACACUGUGAAUGUCCUGCGCUCAGGCUGGGCUGUCGUGCUGGGUGGCCGUAAGUCUCCAGUGAGCCCUGCUCUGCCCCCCCUUUGCUUAAAGGGGCUGGCAGAUGCCGAUCCUUUGAGCCCCGGCAACCCCGUCAUUGAGCUUGCUCCGCUGCCACCUGUCGAGGGCUUCUCCGUGCCCCGCUGGAGACACACCGCCACAGAAGUCACGCAUGAAGGACAGGCUUAUCUCUUUGUCUAUGGAGGCUGCAGUUCUGGGCAGUUGGUGCUCACCGAUUGGCAUUUUCUGCAUUUGGAGGGGCUCCACUGUCAGCAGAUUCCAGUGGAAGGCCCCGUCCCAGCCGGCCGUCACUCACACAGUGCCUGCAGCUGGGCAGGGGGCGUGCUCAUCGCCGGCGGCCUGGCAGCCUCUGAGGAACUGCUGGGCAGCCUCCUGUUUCUGAAGCCAGCUGGGAGAGGCUUCCGGUGGCAUUCUCUUGAGACCUGCCCCCCACUCACACCCAGGCAUCCAUUGUCAAUGUUCAUUGCCUGGAGAAGCUGGAACCGGCCCAGCAUUAGAGGACUAACACUCCCUCUCUUUUGUGUCUUCUGCCCAGACAUUUCUGGAGUGGCCCCUGAUGUUACACAACCACAGCAGUGUCAUUGUGCCCAACACGGAGGAGAUGAUUCUUAUUGGGGGGGGUGGAAACUGCUUUUCCUUUGGGACUCAUCUGAACAGGUGGCCUGUCCUCCUGGAUCUGAGCAGCAUUUGGAGGGCUGGGCUUUGACGUCUUGGGGGUCAAGAGAACAGGAGAAGGGCCGAAGCAGCACUGGAUGAUACAGUGGAGUGGACUACUUGCAUUCAAUAACAUCCCCCCCCCAGCCCAUUAGACACAGUAGCAGCCUCUCCCAAGAGAGCUCUGCUCCUGCUUCACGGAGAAGAUAUUCCAUCGGUGGCCCCUGGCUGCUGGGGCAAGGAGCCCAGGCGCAGGAGAUUACCCGUCCUAAAACUCUCGUCCCCGUCUCCUUUGCUGCCUCACAGACAGUGGCCACUGUCAGCAAGCGGGUCCAGUAGGUUUCUGGGGGAUUUUUACAGUUUCCUUCCUAUACCCUCUCAUCUGCUUCACCUGUACCAGCCUUCUUGUGCAGCAUUUUCUAGUGAUUUCAACCGCUUAGAGAGAGCAACACUGAACAAAAGGAGUUUGUUCACAGCAAAAAGCAAAGCCCGUUUUUCUUCCAGGGAUGGACUUCUAUCGUACAGGGCAUUCUGUGUUCACUUCUGAGCCUCUAGGUUAUAUAAUCUAAAUAAUUGUAAUUGCCUCCUGCUAAGCAGGUAACAAUGUUCAUUUAAUAGCAGCGUAACAAAUACAAGAUUUUGUUAUA